CGCAUGACAGUUUGUCGAGGUGAAAGUGGGCUGUGUGUGAGUUUGUGCUGUUCGGGGCUUUCGACCUUAGAUCUCGAAGCCCGGGGCGGAUAGGCAGCUCCGCCAUUCACAGAGGCAAUUGGCUGCGAUCUUCUCCGCUACUCUCUGCGUGGCCCAAACACAGCAGACAGCGCGCGCGCACACACACACACACACACACACACACACACACACACACACACGCACGUUAUGUGGCGUGAGUGUGCGCGAUGCUGCAGGAGCCCAAAGUCCCUCGGUCCGUGGCGCAGUCUCUUAUCGGAAUGUUUGAAGAUUAACGAGGUUAUCCGCGUCCUGUAGACCACAAGCUACUGCCAGCUGUACCGUGCAGGCCAGGAAGCGGACAGAGCAGGCGCGCAGCGAGUCGAAGGCGGACUGGGAGGAAGGAAGUCACCGCUGUAGCUGCAUCGGACAACGACAGAGAACGGAACCAUGACGGAGAAACGGAUGUCGCGGUGGUAUUUCGGUGGGCUGGCGUCUUGCGGAGCAGCAUGCUGCACACAUCCGCUGGAUCUGCUCAAGGUACACCUGCAGACACAGCAGGAGGUGAAGAAGAGGAUGAUGGGGAUGGCCGUUCAUGUGGUGAAGAACGAUGGUGUGCUGGCUCUUUACAAUGGCCUCUCUGCCUCCCUUUGCAGACAGAUGUCCUAUUCCCUCACCAGAUUUGCCAUAUAUGAGACAGUAAGGGACAUGAUGGGCAGCACAAGCCAGGGCCCCAUGCCCUUUUACCAGAAGGUCCUGCUGGGAGCCUUUGGAGGUUUCACAGGUGGGUUUGUUGGCACGCCGGCAGACAUGGUGAAUGUCAGGAUGCAGAAUGACAUGAAACUACCUCCAGAACUGAGGAGAAACUACAAACAUGCCAUUGAUGGGCUCUUCAGAGUCUUCAGAGAAGAGGGUGUGAGGAGACUGUUCUCAGGAGCUACCAUGGCGUCCAGCAGAGGAGCGAUGGUCACUGUGGGACAGUUGGCGUGUUAUGACCAGGCCAAGCAGCUCGUGCUGGGAACAGGCAUCAUGGGAGAUAACAUACUCACACACUUUCUUUCCAGCUUCAUCGCUGGAGGCUGUGCUACAGUAUUGUGCCAACCUCUGGAUGUACUAAAGACGAGGCUGAUGAGCUCAAAGGGAGAGUACACAGGGGUGACGCAUUGCUUACGAGAAACUGCCAAGCUUGGUCCGCUGGCAUUUUACAAGGGUCUGGUCCCCGCAGGGAUCCGCUUGAUUCCUCACACAGUGCUCACCUUCAUCUUCCUAGAGCAGCUCAAGAAAAACUUCGGCAUCCGCAUCAUCUCUUGAGCAUGAUGUGUGACCAGGCGCUCUUCAAGACCCCCCCCCCCCAACACAGCCACACCACACCCUAGCAUCACUCUACUCCUGGCAUUUACAAGAAAAGAAGGAGAGAAAGGGACUUGUGUAGUUUAUUUUGGGCUUCUGUAUGUUUUCCUUUUACUUCAGCUCUACCUCCAUCUCACAGCUAGCAAUGACUUUGAUUAUCAUGAGCACCAACUUCCAGAAGGGACAAAUACUAAAACUGACGGACAAUAUCUUCUAUCAGCAUAGAUUAAUCAAUAUGAUGGUGCUUCAAAUGGGGUUAUUAGAAUGACAUAGAGAGAAUUAGCUCUAGCAGAUGUUUAAUGUAGUUGUUUAGUGUAAUUUCAGGCGGGGUUAGUUACGUGACAGAAUGAGAAGUACAGAGAUUGAGAAUUCAUCUGUCAUGUUCACAGACAGACUAAAUGUUGACUUUACCUAAUUCCCGAUCAGAUUUUGUAAUUUAUCUUUUACUUUCAGCAGUACUUAAGCCCAGUUUACCAGUGUAGUUCGGUGUUUUCAGAGCUCAAACUAAUGUGCGACGAUUGUGGCCUAAAAAGAUGUUUCCUGCAAGAUGUGUCAUAUUAGGCCAUGACAGAGUUUAUGAUCAGGGUCCCAAAUUACCACCAUCUACUAGCCAAAUGCUGGUAAAAUAUGCAAGUGGCUGGUAGAUUUGCUUCACAUACACACAGCACAUACUGUAGUAAUCAUUCCCAACAGUGGUGACCAAAUGUGAUGCAACCUGGAUUUAACAGUUCAUUUGUUUGCUUUUACUUAACUAAAUUAAUGUUUUAUAACUGGAAAUCAACUACUAGUAGGUUAAAAUGUUAACUUUGACCUGAUUCUCCUUUCCUUCAUUCCUCUGUCAAAUCUUUAGAGAAGAGGACCAAGCUUGAUUGUUUCGUGUUUUUAAGUAAGGAGGGAGUUUGUAGGGAUACUGUGAAACAGAGAGAGCAGACUUCCUGAUGAAGACACUCUUGGCAGUAGCUCUUUUUAGUUUCCCAGUUCCAGUGAAAUUCUGUAUGACCACUUGAUCUCUUAAAAGUUCUUACUGUUUGAAUAGAGCUGCAUGUAGAGGACUGCUGUAUUGUACAAGUGUACAUGUAGCAUUUCCAUCCGUAAUGUUACUGUUUCGUUUAGCUGAAUGCAUGUCAGACUUUAUGACUCAGGAUGCUACUCUGUUUAACAAGGCACUUUAUUAAAAUCCCUGGACUCCUACUGACUAACCUGCUGCGUAAAAACACAUGCUGCAAAAUAUAACAUGUUCUACAAGUAAAAUGUUUUCAGAUGGUACUGGUUCCAAUUGAGACCAGUGUGUAAUGUUUUGUGUCUCUUCCCAGGUAUUGUUUAAUAAUUUGUUUGGCCUUGAUUCAGUGAAAUAAUGCAUUAUCUUUGCUGUGCCUGCUCUGUUGACAGAUCUCGUCAAGUCAUGUUGCCUUACAGUAUGUGUCCUCCAGGAGGCAGUAUAGUAAUGUGUGAAUGAUAUCGAUUCCAACAACUUAAAGAUCUUCUCUUGGGCAUCCUGUGUGGUACUGCGCUUUCAUUCAAGGAUGUAUAUUUAAAAAAAGUAGCGCCACAAUCUCAGAGCAACCUCAGAUGAUGACUGUAACCUGCAUGUUCUUAUGCUCAAGAAUCCCUCAAUAAUGUGAGGUACUGUACACUAUCAGCCAUAGUAAGUAAUGUUAAGCCCAGCUUUAUUCAUAUGCACAGAAAUGAAACUGGAGGGACCCACAGUUCCGGGUGUUGUGAAUUUGUAUUUUGUAGAUUACUAACUAAUAAUUUUGGAAUUAAAAUACUAAUGGGAAAUGUG
Messenger RNA from Sander lucioperca (pikeperch), 3151 nucleotides. RefSeq names its product solute carrier family 25 member 10 (gene slc25a10b). Gene Ontology annotation, molecular function: thiosulfate transmembrane transporter activity; antiporter activity; sulfate transmembrane transporter activity. The record is from RefSeq and is a predicted model, not a curated record. Gene Ontology annotation, cellular component: mitochondrial membrane. Gene Ontology annotation, biological process: thiosulfate transport; oxaloacetate transport; mitochondrial transport. Bases 469 to 1329 code for a protein of 286 amino acids. Lineage: Eukaryota; Metazoa; Chordata; Actinopteri; Perciformes; Percidae. The transcript has 11 exons.